UCAAACAAUUUUGAGCCUUACCAAAUCUAGGAAAACUAAUUAAUUCGAAGACAAAAAACCAUCAUGCUGGUUCGUCACUUCAGCAAAGCAUAAUGAAAACUAAAAACGGCCGUAGUAAACAAACAUUUAAUUCAAUUUAAAUAUUAUUUAUACCCAUUUUUAUUUGGAACUAUUAUUUUGCUUUAUUUUAGCUUUAUAAUGGAUUCGAAAUAUAGUGAUUUUAGCAGUGUUGACGAUGAACAAAUAAAUAAUGAAAAUUUUUCUUAUAAAAACGGAGAAGAUAAAUCUACCGAAAAAAUUCCAAAGGAUUUAUCAUUGUUUCAAAAUACUGUAAAGUUAUUGAAUUUUAGUUCAGAAAUUACUUCAGAUAGACAUCACGAAAACGAAAUUUUUGACAAUUUUUCUGACAACUUUAAUGAAGGUAUAACUCCUUCAGAUAAAAAAAAGAAACCUAACGUGAAACUUGAGGCGGGAAAAAGUACUGUCAUUACAUCUCCUAAAUCUAAGUUUUCUAAGUUAAUUGAAAAAGUAAUCUCAAUGAAAAAUACUUCAAAUCAAAAUAAAAAGCCAUUGCAAUCACUUUCAAUUAACUCUACCACAUCUGAAGAAGAAACUAAAAGUAAUAAAUCUGAUGGUACACAAUCACUGCCAGAUGAUGUUCGUUCAUUAUCAUAUAUUACUAAAUGGUGGCAAAAAUAUUCAGAAAUUCGUAAAUUUAAGAGAACUAAAGCUGCAAAAAUUGAGGAAAAUAAGAUGCGAUAUAAAUUACAGUAUCAUUUUAUGUCGCCAUUUGAAAAAUAUAAACUUGGAAGAAAGCCAUGGAAAUUAGGAAUUCAAGUUUUGAAAAUUAUUAUGGUAACUGCACAGGUUAUUUUGUUUGGCACAGAUCGUUUUGCUUCUGUUGCAUUUAUGAAAAAUACACAAAAUGCAUUUAAAAAUCUUUUUAUUAAAUCAUAUGAUGGUACUACACCAUUCUCUAUCUUCAAUAAACAUGACCUUAUUGAAGCAAUUGCAUAUACUAAUGAAACAUAUUACAAUUUAAUGGAAAUAUCAAUUGGUAAGUUUCGAUAUGCAGGUUUUGUAGAGAAAAAUCCUUCACCAAUAUUAAUAUGUUUGAAGCAGUAUCAGUAUGCUAAUGGUAAUAUGAGUCGUGGAAUAGAUCAAGAUGCAGCAACAACAGAAGAUUGUGUAGAGAUGUAUUCAAAAUCUAUUUUAAGUUUUAAGUUACAUCAAAAUGGUUUCUUUGACAGUGUUGUUUCCAUUCAUUUAAAGUUUAACUUGAGUGUUAUCUUUUGGAAUGGUUUGAAGCUGCGUCAUGUUCCUGAAUGUUUUGAAAUGCAAAAUAAUAUAGUUUUUGACAAUUCACAUCAUGAUGGUCAACUUCGUAUUAACCUUGAAAUGAGUGAAGAUAUUUUGAAUUGUCCAGAAAAGUUUGUGAUAUUAGGAGAAGAUAACAAAAUAGUUCAAGAUCUUUUGAUCACAUUUGACAUAUUGGUCAUCUUGAUCUGUACCCUUUCAUGUUUACUUUGUAUUCGAUCUCUUGUCAAAUCUAUGAUGCUGGCGGAAGCCGCUCAAAAGUACUUUGCUACUUACAAGAGUGAAAACCUCACAAAGUGGGAUGUGCUAGAACUUAUUAAUAAGUGGUUUGCAGUUAUUGUUAUUAGCGAUUUGCUUUCUAUUAUAGGCUCUGUCUAUAAAAUUCGUGUUGAUGAAAGAGAUAUUCGAUUUUACAAUAUUUGCAGUGUGCUGCUUGGCCUUGGAGUGGUGCUUGUUUGGAUAGGCAUUUUACGUUUUUUCACUUACUUAAAAUCAUUUAAUAUUUUAUUGAUUGCUCUACGUUAUGCAGCACCGAAUCUAAUGCGUUUUAUGUUUUGCGCAAUGUUUAUUUUUACUGGUUUCACAUUGUGUGGAUGGAUAGUCAUGGGACCAUAUCAUGCAAAGUUCCAGACAUUUUUGUCAACUGCUGAAGGGUUAUUCUCAUUACUUAAUGGCGAUGAUAUAUAUGCAACAUUUUUGUUUAUGAGCCCUCUUAACAGCUCUGUGUGGGUAUUUAGCAAAAUCUACUUAUACACUUUUGUAUCAUUGUUCAUUUACAUCGUGCUGAGUACAUUUAUAAGUAUAGUGGGCGAUACUUACGAAAGACUCAAGGACUGGGGAAGAAUGCCUCCUACACGCAUUGAAGUUUUUAUUAUGGGUCGCUCAACUUCAGGAAACAGCAAUGAAGCAUUUACGCCAACUUGUUCAAGAUGUAUACGAGCAUAUAGCGUUGCUGGCCACGAUCUUGUAAUGAAUUUAACGAAUGAAUCUCUAGAAACUUUAUCCUCAAGACGGUUGUCUGUUGUAUCAGCAUCUAUAGAAUGAUUUAAUAUUUUAUAUCUGCAUAUAAUAUUAGACGUUUGUACAUAAUUAUCAGUUGUUAUAUAACUUAAUUUGCUUAUCUAUUUUAUACCAAUAUUAAUACCAUAAAAUCUAAUAGACACGUGUUUAACAAUUUAUUAGAGCAUAUUUUUGUCAACUAAGGACGCCACUAUUAAAGUUUGUAGCAGUUUUUUCAGCAUUUAAAAUUCUCAUAAGUUUUUAAUAA
Hydra vulgaris (swiftwater hydra) is the source of this 2584-nucleotide messenger RNA. RefSeq names its product mucolipin-3. Gene Ontology annotation, cellular component: plasma membrane; lysosomal membrane. The record is from RefSeq and is a predicted model, not a curated record. Gene Ontology annotation, molecular function: NAADP-sensitive calcium-release channel activity. NCBI's taxonomy places the organism in Eukaryota, Metazoa, Cnidaria, Hydrozoa, Anthoathecata, Hydridae.